Messenger RNA from Camarhynchus parvulus, 1298 nucleotides. Its product is annotated as complement C1q and tumor necrosis factor-related protein 9A-like. NCBI's taxonomy places the organism in Eukaryota, Metazoa, Chordata, Aves, Passeriformes, Thraupidae. Gene Ontology annotation, molecular function: protein binding. The record is from RefSeq and is a predicted model, not a curated record.
CAGUACUUCUCAGCACAAGUUUAUUUUAACAAUGCCUAAGCCUGGUUCUGGUAUUGAACUCUUCACUGUUCAGGCAAAGCCUGUACUUGUUGCUGUCUCAGCCUGACAUUACUGUGCUUUACCUUGUCCUGGCAGAGGCUUCACACAGUACCCCUUGCAAUACAUGCAGGUGCAGCUUCUGUGCUAAUAAAGCUCCUGCUAACAGAAGAUGGUGACUUAAGUUUUGCAGGGCAGCCAAAAUCACAUAACCUAUCUAAAGAAUGAAAAGCUGGAUUGUACUGCUGGCUGUUGUAGUCAGCACAGCAGGAACACAGAGCCAGGACGCCUGCACCCAAGGGUAUCCUGGCAUCCCUGGCAAUCCUGGGCACAAUGGCAUACCUGGUCGGGAUGGACGUGACGGGACAAAAGGAGACAAGGGAGAUACAGGUGAACCAGGAAUUCCUGGAAGUCCAGGAAAAGAUGGUGUCAAUGGAGAGAAAGGUGAACGAGGAACCAAUGGGACUGUUGAAGAGAAGGGGAACAAAGGAGAUAAAGGAGAAAGAGGACCACCUGGGAAACUGGGACCAAAAGGAUUUAUAGGAUCAGUGGGUUACAAAGGUCAGAAGGGAGAGCUGGGACUGCAAGGACAAAAGGGGUUAAAAGGAGACAUUGGACCCAUAGGUCCAAAAGGGACAAAGGGUGAAAUUGGCCAUCCUGGAAGAGUCGGUUUCCCAGGGCCGAUUGGCCCAAUUGGUAAUCCAGGUCCUAAAGGUAAUAUUGGAGGUAUAGGACCACAGGGUAAUCCAGGAGUUCAGGGGGAAAGAGGCUUGAAAGGAGACAGAGGAGACAAGGGGGAGGUAGGUGUUGCCCCAGGAGCCCUGCCAAGGAGUGCUUUCAGUGUUGGCCUUACUGCCAACACCAAGUUUCCCCCUCCAAAUCGCCCAAUCAAGUUUGACAAGGUGCUGUAUAACAGUCUGAAUGACUUCAGCUCAGCUACUGGCAAGUUCACCUGCAAACACUCCGGCGUUUACUAUUUCACCUACCACAUCACUGUCUACUCGAGGAACGUGCGAGUAACUCUCGUGAAGAACGGCAUCAAGAUGCUGCACACGGUGGACAGGUACCAGAGCGGAGAGGACCAGGCCUCAGGAGCUGCCAUCCUCGAGCUGCAGGGAGGAGACGAGGUGUGGCUGCAGGCCCACCAAGGAGAGGCUUUCAAUGGGCUCUAUGCAGAUGGUGAUGAUGAUACCACCUUCUCUGGGUUCCUCCUGUUCAGCACUGCUGACCCACUGGAGCCACUGCUGCUGCACGCCCCGUAG